CUGGUAGAACACGCUGAAGGACGAGAAGAACCAAACCAGCUUUUUCCUGCAACUCAAACGCCGGGCGCCUUAUGGUCGAGAGCCAUACGCCGCAUAUGGAGUCGUAAUCGGCGCGUAGAGAUGGAAUCGGCGGAAGGCGGCGGGCCGCGACCGGCGCUUGCAUCCCAAGCCGAUGCCGGUGCAGGAGUAGCACGGGACUUAGCAGCGGUGGAAGAGCGGAGCCCCGGCGGCAGCGGCAGUAGCUCGGCGGAGGAGGAGGAGGAGGACGCGACAGCGCCGCUGCAACGGGUGCCCAGCUUUGACCUGGAAGCAGGCGGUGACGCCCGCGCCCACGUCCGCGGCAGUGGCGGCGGCGGUGGCGGCGGCGCCGGGCCCUCGGGGCGGCGGCGGCGGAUUGACCCGGACACCGCCGCCCAGCACACCUACCUCGGUGACGUGGAGGAGCUGACGGGUGGCGGGUCGGGGCUGCUGGAGGAGGGCGCCGCCGUCACACUGCCGCUGUUCGCACUGGAGGGUGUGGUGUUGCUGCCCGGCGCCUCGCUGCCGCUCAUCCUGCACUCGCGGCCGGACGUGCUGAAGCUGGAGCGGGCGCUGAGGGCGGGCGCGGCGGCGGCGGAGGGAGGCGCGGGAGGCGCGGGCGGCACCUCCCGGCUCAUAGCGGUGACGCACAUUCACCGCCACCUGCGCUCGCUGUGCCUGGUGGGGUGCUCGGCGGAGGUGCGGCGGCUGCGGCGCCACUGGCCGGGGCAGGAGGAGCAGGAGGAGCAGGCGGGGGCCGGCGGCCACCAGCCACCGCCCGCUGCUGACGCCGCCGCCGCCGCCGCCGCGGGCACCGCCGGCGGCGCCGCCGGCGGCUACGUGGUGUCUCUGGUGGCUCGUGGUCGUCAGCGGCUGUUGCUGGAGGGCGGCAGUCUGGCGGACUCGUUCCGGGUGCGGUGCCGAGUGCUGCCGGAGGGACUGGCAGAGGCGCCGCCGCGGCAGUACUGGAGCGGGGAUGAGCGGGGGGCGUGGGAGGAGCAGGAGGAGGGCGAGGGGGAGGAGGAAGAGGAGGAAGCGGAGGAGGGGACGCCGGAGGAGGGGAUGGCUGAGGAGGGGGAGGAGAGUGAGGAGGGGCGGCAGCAGCAGGCGGCGGCGGGGCCAGAUGCAGGGAGCCCACACAGGCCACACUGACGAUGACACGGACAGUGACGGAUUCCCGGGCUUCUAAAUGGUCGCACGUGGCAUUGUGUUUGAUGAGGGUCAAAGCAAGAUGAGGUAGGGUUGGACUGGGCUGACGGGUCGGACGUGAGGGACUGAGGGUUGCACGAGAGAGCGGAGGGAAGCCGCAAGCACACGUUGUAAUGCGGAGUUGUC
This is a messenger RNA of Chlamydomonas reinhardtii, 1353 nucleotides long. RefSeq lists its product as uncharacterized. NCBI's taxonomy places the organism in Eukaryota, Viridiplantae, Chlorophyta, Chlorophyceae, Chlamydomonadales, Chlamydomonadaceae. The record is from RefSeq and is a predicted model, not a curated record. The transcript has 7 exons. The coding region runs from base 121 to 1170 and encodes 349 amino acids.